This is a messenger RNA of Microstroma glucosiphilum, 1570 nucleotides long. RefSeq names its product inositol monophosphatase. NCBI's taxonomy places the organism in Eukaryota, Fungi, Basidiomycota, Exobasidiomycetes, Microstromatales, Microstromataceae. Gene Ontology annotation, biological process: phosphatidylinositol phosphate biosynthetic process; signal transduction; inositol metabolic process. The record is from RefSeq and is a predicted model, not a curated record. The coding region runs from base 61 to 1440 and encodes 459 amino acids. Gene Ontology annotation, molecular function: inositol monophosphate 1-phosphatase activity. The transcript has a single exon.
UCCUCGUCCAGACCUUCCCUCGCUCAAUCUGCCAGCAUCGCUCUUCCAAAAAAAGGGGCCAUGGUAGUGAGCUCUUCUGCGUUACCAGACGCUAGCACGGAGACCUCUUCGAUGAUAGACCUAGAGGCCAUUCAUGAUUUUGCUACGGACCUCGCUGUGCGUGCAGGGGCUCUUCUCCGGCAAGCUGCCUUUUCCCGUUCUCAAGCCGGAUAUCUCCCACCCCCUGUCGCCUCCUCCUCCUCCUCCUCAUCAAAUGACACAAGUCUCUCGGAAACUCCAGAUCUGGAUGUGAGGGAUAAACAGUCCAAUGUGGACAUUGUCACCGAGACUGACCUACGAGUCGAGAAAUUUAUCCUCGAGGAGAUUCAAAAACGCUACCCUGGACAUGCCCUUUUGGCCGAAGAAACGUAUGCGGCGGGAGGUAGUAAGCGCUUUGGUCUUACGGACGAGGCGACUUGGAUCGUUGAUCCACUGGACGGAACGGUCAACUUCCUACACCUGUUUCCAUUCGUGUGUGUAUCCAUUGGGUUUACGAUCAAUAAGGUGCCGGUAGUGGGAGCCAUCUAUGCGCCCAUGCUGGGAGGACUCGAUCCUCGUGCUUCGGGAGGUACACUCUGGUCUUCAUGUCAAGGGAGAGGAGCCUACCAGUCCUAUCCCUCCACGACAGACUCGACGCAAUGCUCAUUGGCAUUCCUAGAGCGGUAUGCCUGCUCAGCAAUGCCAAGACCACAACCUGUUACUAGUACUACUCCUGCUGCAACCACCGCUGGGGCUACCACCUCCACCACCUCGACUUCAGCGGAUCCCUCUUCCUCCUCCUCCUCUUCUGCCGCUCCUCAACCACCAGGACCUCAGCCUCUGCGUCUACCCCUCCAACCCACCCGUCCCCUCUCCCGCCAAGCUCCCAGCGGUCUCCUCAUAGCCUCCGAAUGGGGCAAAGAUCGUCGAGCCAACCCCGAUGGGAAUCUUCUCCGCAAAGCAAACUCCUUUCUCAAUCUUGCCGGUGAAAAGGGAAGUCGUAAUGGACUUGGUGGUCAAAUUCAAGGUCUGAGGAGUAUGGGAAGUGCAGCAUUAGAUUUAGCAUUUUGCGCUUCGGGAACCAUCGAUGUGUUUUGGGAAGGAGGUUGUUGGGAAUGGGACGUUUGUGCUGGACUGGCAGUAUUGUACGAGGCUGGGGGUAUAGCUACAGAGGGGAAUGCUCCUCCUCCUGACUUGCCAUUGUGGGAUUCCAAGAGCGGAAUGAGACUCCCAAGACCAUCAUUGGGUGCUAGACGCUUCCUUUGCGUUAGACCAUGCCUGGUAGGAUCGCCUGCGGGGGAAAAAGGAGAAGAAGAAGAGACGGCAGUACAGGCUCAGGAGAGGGUGGUGAGGAGCAUUUGGCAGAGGUUGCACUUGGGUGGAUUAGCUUAUCAACGAGAGGGCGUAGAGUACGCCUACUAAGAGACGCAAAGAAAAAUGAUGUCGCCAGAAGGAAGGGAAGGCCGGACGGACAGUCUGGUAGUGAGCUUUGUGGGCAUGAGACAUAGCUUUUUGUAUAAUGAGACAAUUGCGACAUGCACGCUUAGGUCGA